This is a messenger RNA of Ixodes scapularis (black-legged tick), 439 nucleotides long. Its product is annotated as P2X purinoceptor 7-like. The record is from RefSeq and is a predicted model, not a curated record. The annotation marks the transcript as partial. The transcript has 3 exons. Lineage: Eukaryota; Metazoa; Arthropoda; Arachnida; Ixodida; Ixodidae.
CAAGAGCUGGAAGACGCACCCGACGAUGGAACCGGGCGGCUUGGGAACACGGACUGGUGUCUAUGUGGUUCCUGCGCGCCGAUGGAGACCGUCGUCGAGUGCGUCUGCUGCCGCGAAUACCCGGCCGUCGCACGGAAGCAGCAGGGCCGGCAGGGCUGCGUAACGGGCCACCCGGACUUCGAGGCCCUGUGCCUCAACCCUGAGGUGUUGAGGUUGGCCUACCUCAACAUGCGGCACUACGGGCAGCAAGGGAUGGGCGCAAGUGCCAGCGAGCACUACAGAUUUGCAGCCUACAGGCAGUGUGCCCUGUGGCUGUGGAGCCGCUUGGGAAAGAAGAAUAGGCGGCCCCUGCCAUCCUGUGUGGUCAAGACAAUUAGGGGCAGGUACCCUGCUGACGUGUAUGCGGGCUACAGGGAUGCAGAAUAAAUUGCGUUGACCU